Molecule: messenger RNA, 650 nt
Organism: Maylandia zebra (zebra mbuna)
Lineage: Eukaryota; Metazoa; Chordata; Actinopteri; Cichliformes; Cichlidae
Source: RefSeq, a predicted model, not a curated record
GCCUGCCUCAGACACCCAGAACUCCAGAACACGACAGAGUUUGUUAAAGGAAGCUUUGAAGAAGCUGAUGAAACUGAAUUGAGAUGAUUUCUUGGCUGGUUCUCCGUGGCAGCAGAGCCGGCGGGUCGGUGUGUCCCAGCACGGCAGCUCCGGGCAGCGGCGGGAGCUCCUGUUUAUCCAGAGAGAGAGCCGCCCUGCAGCAGCUGAACAGGAGGCUGGCUUCAUACCUGCAGCAGGUCAAGCAUCUCGAGGCAGCCAAUCAGAGGCUGGAGCAUCAGAUUGAGGAGGAGCUGGACAGAAAGUGUCCCCGAGAGUUGAGGUGGCUGGACGGACACCUGAGGACCGCCUCCCUGCUGCAGGGCCAGAUCAGUGAAUGUCUCUCGGCCCAGGCUCAGGCAAAGCUUCAGUUACUCGAAGCAGAACUCACCGUCUUCAACCUCAAAGAAAGGUGCCAAAAGGUGCGUGAGCAGCGUACUCAGCUGGAGGCGGAGCUUAGUGACCUCGGGCUGCUGGGGGAGGUCCUGAAAGUUCACAGUCUGCCUGAGCUUCAGAAUCCUCUGAAUGAGCAAAAGCAAGAGAAAGCGGAUCUGCAGACUCAACACCAGCAGGAUAUGCAGGUUCUUCUGGCCCAGAUAUCAGUGAUGUGCUGA